GACGCCGAGCUGUCGUCUGGACAAAGUUGACGAAACAUUUUUGUGAUGCGAAGCAGUUUUAGAAGAUAAGCGGCGAUGACAGCAUUUUUUACCUUAUCGAAAAGAAUAAGGCGUCAUAAUAAACAAAAAGUAGUAUUUGGAAGUUGUGAGAUAGAUCGACAUGUCAAAUUUUGUCAGGUGCCAGAGUAACAAUGAUAACAAAGACGAUGACAAUUAUCGUAACAGAGAGAUAAUUAUAUCUCGAUGGUCAAAGGUUGGAAAAUACACACAGGAGUACAAGCACAUACAGUAAAGAUGUCAGAAAAUGUGACUAGGUAAACAAGGUUAUCCAGUUCUUGCUAUGAGAGAUGAAGUGCAGGGCUUGUAGGGAGACCAUCGUUUUGUGGACGAGGACGUGUCGUCCAUCACCAGCUUGUCUUGCACGGCCGUCCUGCCAUUUUAUCAGCAAUUAAGUUUGCGAGGCCACUGGUCUUAAUCUUCCGAUCAGUGGGCGAGGCGCAUCGAUUACUAGAAAUGUGGGAAUUAAUUUGCUGCACAGUGUUUUUCGCUUCACUUGUGGUGUACGUGAUUUAUGUGCUGCGACCUACUGAUACAAGUCAGGCAGCAUCGUCAACUCUGGAUGCUUUCAUUCGAAAUGAUCAGGUGAUAUCAGAGUUAUCCAAGGAUAAAAAGAAAUAUCAAACACGGUUUUCUGAAGAUGGUAGGCAAAUACUCAUCUUGUAUGGCACUGAGUAUGGCUUCAGUGAAGAAAUAGCAUAUCUUUUAUUUGACAGGCUGAAGUGUUCAUCAGAAAACAGCAGUGAGCAUUGGCAGCCAAGAGUUUUGAAUGUCAAGCAUCACAAGCACAUUCACUGGGAAUUAGAGAAUGUGUGUUUCAUUGUCAUAUCAACAAGCGGAGAUGGAGUCCCGCCAGCAGAUGCCAGAGAAUUCAUGUCAUUUGUGAUGGAAGAAGCCUCAGAUUUGAGUCAUUUGGGUUAUUCUGUACUGGCACUUGGUGAUUCCAGUUACCCCCAUUUCUGCAGGACAGGCAGAAUGCUUGACAGCAGAAUGAAGAUGGUUGGUGGCCAAGUACUGAUCACAAAAAUGGAAGUAGAUGGAGAAGACUGGAGUGCUGUUAACAACUGGAUUGAUGCUGUUGUAAGCUGGGUCCUGUCUUCAGCAGCAAGUCAAUUAGCUGGUCCACCAAGACGAGAUUAUCUUGAUGUAUCCAGCAUAGAAAAGUCAGAUGAUGAUGGUUUCAGCAGAAAUAGACCUUUCAUUGCAACACUUAAAAAUAAAGUAUUACUAACUCGUGUUGAUAAUCCACUCACAGACAGGGAGACAAUCAAGUGUGAAUUUGACAUUUCUGGUAGCAACUUAAGGUGGACUUCAGGUGACGCAUUGGGUAUCUACCCAAUGAAUAACCCCAGUACAGUAACAAGGAUACUUUUCCUUUUGCAUUUUACUGGAGAUGAAAUGGUGCAAGCACCUUCACACCAUUUUAGUCAGGGAACCAUAUCACUUAAAGAGGCUCUGCUUAAAUGCUAUGACAUAAAAUGUGUUCCUGAUGCAACAUACUCAUCAUUGAGAGAUCUUAUGGCACAUCCUGUUCAUAAAAAUCCAAAUAAAAUGACUGAUGAGUUGGAGAAGGAGUACCUGGCUACACGAGAACUGAUUGAUGUUCUGGAAGACUUGACAUCUUGUUCUCACAGUUCCCCAACUAUUGAGCAACUGUCAUCUUCUCUCCACACUUUAAGACCCCUUCAGCCACGUUUCUACUCUAUUGCCUCCUCUCCACUUUUGGACAACAGCACAGUGACAGUGAUAGCUGCUGUUGUUCGUUACACCGCAGGUGGCAGAGAAAGAGGAGGUGUGACCACAACUUUUUUGCAAGAUCACCUAGCACCAGGUGGACAGUGCCCAGUAUUUAUCAGUCAUAACCCCGAUUUCCGUUUACCUGUUGAUCGGAAUGUACCUGUAAUUCUCAUAGGUGCUGGAACUGGUCUUGCUCCAUAUAGAGCCUUUCUACAAGAACAGGAACUAGCAAACAACUUUGGCAAGACAUUUCUGUACUUUGGAUGUCGUCAUAAUGAAUGGGAUUACCUCUGUCAACAAGAACUUGAAAAGUGGGCUGAUAAAGGCAUUCUUCACUUGCGAGUGGCAUUUUCCCGUCAGCAGCAGUUCAAAGUCUAUGUUCAGGAUUUAUUGAUAGAGGAUUCACAUCAAAUAUGGCAGCUUAUAAAUGAGGAAAAUGCCACCUUGUAUGUUUGUGGUGACGCACGGAAUAUGGCAAGAGAUGUUGAUGCAGCUCUGACGUCUAUUGUAGAGAAAUGCAAAAAAGUGUAUAGCCAAGAUGCAAAAGAGUAUAUGUCAAAUUUGCAAAAUGCAGGACGAUACCUGAGAGAUGUAUGGAUAACUUAAAUUAAAAAGCAAGUCUUUUAUUUGUUUUAUAAAAACCUCCAAGCAUUUACUCCUUGUAGAUUGCUAAAUUGCUAUCACAUUUGUUUUGCUUUGUUAUGUUUCUGUUCGAAGUCCAAUCAUCGCCUACUCCAACUUUAUAUAUGAAAUAAUUUAUAGAUAUAUAAUUUAUAUGUUUAUAAAUGUACAGUUCAUUUUUACAUUUAAUGCAUCACUAGAUUUUCUAGAAUCACUAGAAGGAAAAUGAUUUUGUUUAGGACGUUAGAUGUUUAGGACCAAAGCUUUACCUUGUGCCAUAUGUUUGGAGAAGCCUGACUAGUAGAAUAUUUUUCAUGUUGUUAAAUAGUAAGGAACGUUUUAGACAUUUAUAGGCAAAUGCAUGUUUUGUCUAGUAAACAUGGAGGAUAUUUGCAAGGUCUUUAGAGAUAAAUCUACCAUAAAUCUUACUGUACAAAUACAUGUAAGCAAGUACAUCCAUAUGAUGACACACUAUGCAAAUUUAUUGUUACAUUAAUACUUUUAUUUGUAGUAUGAUUUUGUUCAGUAUAAACAUUUACAUCUUUUGUUAUACCCCUGUGAGAUAGUUAAUGAAGUAAACGUUUUUAAAAAAAACUAAAAAUGACUGAAAAUGGGCUGUUUAGUGCAUUUCAACAUAAAUUAUAAGGAUAA
Molecule: messenger RNA, 3066 nt
Organism: Pomacea canaliculata
Lineage: Eukaryota; Metazoa; Mollusca; Gastropoda; Architaenioglossa; Ampullariidae
Product: NADPH oxidoreductase A-like
Exons: 13
Coding region: 514-2400 (628 amino acids)
Cellular component (GO): cytosol
Molecular function (GO): oxidoreductase activity; FMN binding; flavin adenine dinucleotide binding
Source: RefSeq, a predicted model, not a curated record